Aureococcus anophagefferens is the source of this 381-nucleotide messenger RNA. RefSeq lists its product as hypothetical. Gene Ontology annotation, molecular function: protein binding. The annotation marks the transcript as partial. The record is from RefSeq and is a predicted model, not a curated record. The transcript is spliced from 2 exons. Lineage: Eukaryota; Pelagophyceae; Pelagomonadales; Pelagomonadaceae.
GCGCGUCGCACCCUUUCCCCGCCCAGGUACAACCUCGGCCGCGUCUUCUACCACGGGCUGCUCGGCCAGCGCGCGAACCGGCGCAACGCGCGCCUGCUCUUCGAGAAGGCCGCGAAGCGGCGCGAGAAGUGCGCCCAGGCCGCGCUGGGCUACAUGUACGAGAAGGGCGAGGGCCGGUGCGAGGGCGACCUGAAGACGGACUAUAACCACGCGAAGCGCUACUACGGCAUGGCCGCGAACCAGGGCUGCGAGCGGUCCGCGUUCAAUUUAGGGCACCUCUUCGAGAAGGGCCUCGUGAUCACGGAGAACGACGUCGUCCGCUACGCGCUCGCGAAGCAGUGGUACGAGCGCGCGGAGGCGCUCGGCUACGCGCGCGCGGAG